This is a messenger RNA of Fukomys damarensis (Damara mole-rat), 2444 nucleotides long. It is a transcript of the gene Nup88, whose product is annotated as nucleoporin 88. The transcript is spliced from 17 exons. Lineage: Eukaryota; Metazoa; Chordata; Mammalia; Rodentia; Bathyergidae. Gene Ontology annotation, molecular function: structural constituent of nuclear pore. Gene Ontology annotation, cellular component: nuclear pore. The record is from RefSeq and is a predicted model, not a curated record. Gene Ontology annotation, biological process: ribosomal large subunit export from nucleus; protein import into nucleus; mRNA export from nucleus. The coding region runs from base 82 to 2325 and encodes 747 amino acids.
AAACUGUGGACCGCUGGCCGCGGAUUGGCUGUACUCAGCGGCGGGCUGAGCAACUAGAUUCAGGGGAGCACUUGGACCAAGAUGGCGGCUGCCGAGGGACCUGUGAGCGACGGCGAUCUGUGGCAGACCUGGCUUCCCAACCACGUCGUGUUCUUGCGGCUCCGGGAGGGACUGAAACACCAGCGCCCUGCAGAAGCUGAGAAACCAGCUUCUUCGUCACAGGCCUCGUCGCCUCUUCUGCCGCCGCAGUUGCUGACGAGAAACCUAGUCUUCGGCCUCUGCGGAGAGCUCUUCCUGUGGGACGGAGAAAGCAGCUGCUUUUUAGUGGUUCGCCUUCGGGGCCUCAGCAGUGGCGGCGAGGAGCCCUCUCUCUCCCAAUACCAGAGAUUGCUUUGCAUAAACCCACCCCUGUUUGAAAUUUAUCAAGUUUUGUUAAGUCCGACACAACAUCAUGUAGCACUUAUAGGAACUAAAGGACUUAUGGUAUUAGAAUUACCUAAAAGGUGGGGAAAAAAUUCUGAAUUUGAAGGUGGAAAAUUAACAGUGAAUUGUAGUACCACUCCAAUUGCUGAGAGAUUUUUCACCAGUUCUACAUCUCUGACUCUAAAACAUGCUGCAUGGUAUCCAAGUGAAAUGCUGGAUCCCCACAUAGUGCUGUUAACAUCAGACAAUGUAAUAAGAAUUUAUUCUCUACGUGAACCCCAGACACCCACUAAGGUGAUUUUACUUUCAGAAGCAGAAGAGGAAAGUCUAAUACUCAAUAAAAGAUCUCUUUGCAGAAGGGCAUAUACUGCAUCUCUGGGAGAGACAGCAGUUGCAUUUGACUUUGGGCUGUUGGCAACAAUUCCGAAGAAUAUAUUUGGACAAAAAAGCAAAGAUGAAGUAGUGGCAUACCCACUGUACAUCUUAUAUGAGAAUGGGGAAACUUUCCUUACGUAUGUUAGUCUGUUACAAAGCCCUGGGAAUAUUGGAAAGCUUUUGGGCCCAUUGCCCAUGCAUCCUGCAGCAGAAGAUAACUAUGGUUAUGAUGCUUGUGCUAUACUCUGCUUACCCUGUGUCCCCAAUAUCUUAGUGAUUGCCACCGAAUCAGGAAUGCUGUACCACUGUGUUGUGCUAGAGGGAGAAGAAGAAGAUGACCACACACCAGAAAAGUCCUGGGAUUCCAGGGCUGACCUCAUUCCUUCUCUCUAUGUGUUUGAAUGUGUUGAGUUGGAGCUUGCCCUGAAACUGGCCUCUGGAGAGGACGAUCCCUUUGAUUAUGACUUUUCUUGUCCAAUCAAACUUCACAGAGAUCCCAAGUGUCCUUCAAGGUAUCACUGUACUCAUGAAGCUGGUGUGCAUAGUGUUGGGCUAACUUGGAUUCAUAAACUUCACAAAUUUCUUGGAUCAGAUGAAGAAGAUAAAGACAGUUUACAAGAACUUGCUGCAGAACAGAAAUGCUUUGUGGAGCACAUCCUUUGUACAAAGCCACUGCCAUGCAGGCAGCCAGCUCCAAUUCAAGGAUUCUGGAUAGUUCCUGAUAUUCUGGGGCCCACGAUGAUCUGCAUUACCAGUACCUACGAAUGCCUUAUAAGGCCUUUACUAAGUACAGUCCAUCCAGCAUCUCCUCCUUUGCUGUGCACCCAAGAUGAUGAUGAAGUUGCAGAUUCUCCUCUCCGUAUUCUGGCUGAAACCCCUGAUUCCUUUGAAAAGCAUAUCAGGAGCAUUUUGCAACGUAGUGCUGCCAAUCCAUCAUUUCUGAAGUCAUCAGAAAAGGAUUUGGCCCCUCCUCCUGAAGAAUGCCUCCAGCUCAUCAGCAGAGCCACCCAGGUGUUCAGAGAACAGUACAUUCUUAAGCAGGACCUGGCAAAGGAAGAGAUUCAGAGGAGGGUCAAAUUAUUAUGUGACCAAAAAAAGAAACAACUAGAUGAUCUUAAUUAUUGUCGAGAAGAGAGGAAAAGUCUACGGGAAAUGGCUGAGCGCUUAGCUGACAAAUAUGAGGAAGCCAAGGAAAAACAGGAAGAUAUCAUGAACAGGAUGAAAAAAGUACUUCACAGUUUCCACUCUCAGCUCCCAGUUCUCUCUGAUAGUGAGAGAGACAUGAAGAAAGAAUUACAGCUGAUCCCUGAUCAACUUCGACAUUUGGGCAAUGCCAUCAAACAGGUUAUUAUGAAAAAAGAGUAUCAGCAGCAAAAGAUGGAAAAGGUUCUGAGUCCUCAAAAACCCACCAUUACUUUCAGUGCUUACCAGAGAAAGUGCAUCCAGUCUGUCCUGAAGGAGGAGGGUGAACACAUAAGGGAAAUGGUGAAGCAAAUCAAUGAUAUACGAAAUCAUGUAAACUUCUGAUACUACAAUACUGUCAGGAACAGAUUCGCACCUGAAGUUGAAAUAACUAAAGGUUUAAGCCCAUACUGUAAAAUAAACAGGUAGCACUGUCUAAUUUAUAAAGAGGCAUUUUGGAAAAA